UUCUUACAAGCAUACACAUGGUAAUUUAGCUGUGAUAAAAAACUCUUCAGUUUGACGAUCAGAUGGUGGUUGCAUGAAAUUCUUGCAAUAUUAUGUGUUACAGCAUCCCGGAAAAUGUUUAAGGUUUGCAUUAUUGGAGCUGGGUUUUCUGGAAUUUGUGCUGCUGUUCGCCUGAAAACAGAAUUAGGAAACAUAUGCCAUGUAACAAUAUUUGAUGAAAACCACGAUUUCGGUGGAGUCUGGCUAAAAAACACGUACCCGGGUUGUGCUUGUGAAGUUCCAAGUCAUUUGUAUUGCUUUUCAUGGGAGCCGAAUCCGGAGUGGACUCAGGCAUAUUGUAGCCAAAACGAAAUUUUGGCCUAUUUGCAAAAUAUAUCCAAGAAAUAUGGAUUAUAUCAGAGUGCAAAGUUUAAUCAUUUUGUGCAUAAAAUACAAUGGGAUGAAAAGUCGUUGAAUUGGAAGGUGAUCGUAGAAGACAAAAAAUCUGUUUUGUUCAAUAAAACGGAGGAGCUCAACUUUGACAUCAUAAUUCAUGCCCAAGGACGGUUCGCAUCUCCCCAAAUACCAGCAGAGUAUGCAAAUUUCGAAGGAUCAGUACUCCACACCGCCCAAUGGGACGAGGAAGUGAAAGUGGAGGGCAAAAACGUCUUGGUGGUGGGAUGUGGUGCCAGCGGGGCACAGGUCAUUCCAAAACUUGGAGUGAUGUCGAAUUUCCUCGUCGUGUAUCAGAGACACGCACCGUGGGUAAUGCCACGAACAAAUUUCUACUUCCCAUCUUGGAUCAAGUGGAUGUUUGCAAGUGUUCCCCUCAUUCACAGAGCAUACAGAACUUUGCUUCACUGGAUAUUUGAAAGAAAUAUUUCGGGAUUCCGAAUCGGCUCCAUUGCAAAUCGACUUGCUCCUCUGCUAUCAAAAUUUCAUUUAUGGAGACAAGUUAAAAAUCCUAAAAUUCGCAAGCAACUAACUCCGAAUUAUAAUUUUGGAUGUAAACGAAUUGUGAACAGCAACGAGUAUUAUCGAACCUUCAACCUUGCUAAUGUAAUCCUGAUUGACAACAAAAUACUUGUGGAGAAAAACGGGAUUCUGACGGAAAGUGGACACCAUUAUGAUAUUGAUGUGAUCGUUUUAGCGACUGGAUUUCAAGUUCAAAAUUUAUUUGGGCAAAUAUCUGUGAUUGGGAAGAAUGGAAUAGACAUUCCUCAAUUGUGGAUGAAUGAUAAGCCAAUGACAUAUUUGAGUAUCAUGAGUUCAGCCGGUCCAAAUUUAUUCGUUUUGUUAGGACCUAAUGCAUCUACCGGCUACACUUCAAUCAUAAUUCAGUUGGAAACGCAAGUUGAAUGGGUCAUAAAAGUCAUACGAGAGUUAAACUCAAACAAAAAGAAGACAAUCUGCGUCAAAGGCGCAGCAGAGCAAAAAUAUAUGAAACAUUUGGAAAGAAAACUUAAAAAGACGGUAUAUGGUUCCUCUCAAUGUGGAAAAUGCAAUUCUUGGUAUCUUAACCCAAAAGGAGAUGUCGUGGAAAUAUACCCAGAUUCAACGUUGGCGUAUAAAAAAGAAACCUUGAGCAUUGUUCCGUCAGACUUUGAAUUUUGUUAAUAAAUAGAAAACGAUCAAGAGAUUCUA
Messenger RNA from Folsomia candida, 1623 nucleotides. RefSeq names its product baeyer-Villiger monooxygenase. The record is from RefSeq and is a predicted model, not a curated record. Gene Ontology annotation, molecular function: N,N-dimethylaniline monooxygenase activity; NADP binding; flavin adenine dinucleotide binding. The transcript has 7 exons. Lineage: Eukaryota; Metazoa; Arthropoda; Collembola; Entomobryomorpha; Isotomidae. The coding region runs from base 115 to 1596 and encodes 493 amino acids.